UAAAUAUCGGAUACCAAGUAAGAAAAAAGUACUAUUACUAUACAAUUACCAUUUUCCAAAAAAAAAAAAAAAAAGUACUACUACUAUAUAUUUUUGUUUUUGUUUUUCCAUAUAAUAUCUUUGUUAUUGAAAGAGAGGUAUGUAUUACUGCAUGCUUCUUUAAAACCAGAAACAAAAUUUAACAAUUAGCCCUUUUAAGCCUUCCUCUUUCUCUUCUCCAACACUCUGUUCUGUAUCAGCGUCAUCUUUUUUUCUUUCAUAUAACUUUCCAAAAAUAGCCAUUUUUCUGUUAAUAUUUCUUCAUUUAACCAAUACCCAUUUGUUCAAGUUCUCUUCUUUUGGGUCUAUAAAGAGAAAUCUUUAACUUUUAAUCAAGUGGGUGUUUGAGUUUUUCAAUGGGACCUAUAAGGGGAUUAAAGAGAAAGAAGAAGGUAGAAAAAGAUGCUGACGAAUAUACCCCUUUACAUUCUCCUUUAUCUCCACUUUGUCCUUCAGAUUGGUGGGUUGAGUUCUCCAAAAGAAUUUCUGGGACUUCGGUGCAGAAAGGAAAAUCGGUUUCAUUUGAAUCUCUGUUCAAACUUUCAAGGAAGACAUUUAACUACAUUUGUUCGCUUGUGAAGGAAGAGAUGAUGGUUAGACCUACAAACAUAACUGAUCUCAGCGGCAAAUUUUUGUCUCUAGAUGACCGAGUUGCUGUUGCUUUGAGAAGGCUGAGUUCAGGCGAUUCGCUGUCAACUGUCGGCGAAUCUUUCGGGAUACACCAGUCGACCGUCUCUCAGAUAACUUGGCGAUUCGUGGAAGUCAUGGAAAAAAAUGGCGUUCACCAUAUCCACUGGCCUUCUUGUCAAGAAGACAUGAAAGACAUAAAGUCCAAAUUCGCAAAUAUCCGAGGCCUUCCCAAUUGUUGUGGUGCCGUUGACAUCACGCAUAUCAUGUUUUGCCUAUCUACAUCGGAUCCGUCGAGUAAAGUAUGGUCUGAUUUGGAAAAGAAUCACAGUAUGAUUUUGCAAGCGAUUGUGGGCCCCGAUAUGAGAUUUCUAGACAUUUUAGCCGGGUGGCCCGGAAGUCUAAGUGAUUCCGAGGUGCUCACAUGCUCAAGAUUUUUCAAGCUCGUUGAAGAAGGAAAGAGGCUAGGCGGGCAAAAUUUUAAGCUCUCGAAUGAUACGGAUUUAAGAGAAUACAUUGUUGGUGACUCGGGUUUUCCCCUUUUGCCAUGGCUUCUUACUCCUUAUACAGGACGCGGACUUUCUGAUCAUCAAGCUGAUUACAAUAAGCGCCAUUUUGCAACGAGGAAAGUGGCACAGAGGGCUUUGGCAAGGUUAAAAGAUAAAUGGAAGAUCAUCCAAGGAGUAAUGUGGAGGCCCGAUAAGCAAAAGUUACCGAGGAUUAUUCUCGUAUGCUGCCUGCUGCACAAUAUUCUCAUCGAUUUAAACGAUGGAGUUGAAGAUGAAGUGCCGUUGACUCAUCAUCAUGAUCCUGAUUAUGGACAACAAAUUGGCGAUGCUACCGAUAAAUCUGCUUCAAUUCAAAGAGAGAAACUUGCUCUCUAUUUAGCUAACAAGCUGCCAUCUUAAAUAUUAGCAUGUCCUAGGAUAUGCUCAACAAUUCUUUGUAGUUCCAAAAGCUGGCAGAAUUAGUCAGUUUAUGAUCCAUGUAGUUUUUAAGUCAAGAGAAAAGUACCAUCUUAUGAAAAGACACAUACUGUUAACAACUGUGAAUUUUCAUUAUCUUAGUUAUACUGCCCAAGUUAAUAGAUCUUCUCUAGAUACAUGAUAAGACCUCUGAAAAGGAGAAAAGACUAGAUUUGCUCACUACUUCAACAUAUAUGUUGGCCUUUCUUUGUCCUUCUAAAAUGGUGUGUCAUUUGCCACAGUCAAUAAGGUGGGGAAGAUGAUU
Lycium barbarum (goji berry) is the source of this 1896-nucleotide messenger RNA. RefSeq names its product protein ALP1-like. The transcript is spliced from 2 exons. Bases 396 to 1574 code for a protein of 392 amino acids. The record is from RefSeq and is a predicted model, not a curated record. NCBI's taxonomy places the organism in Eukaryota, Viridiplantae, Streptophyta, Magnoliopsida, Solanales, Solanaceae.